This is a messenger RNA of Paramisgurnus dabryanus, 2539 nucleotides long. It is a transcript of the gene pigb, whose product is annotated as phosphatidylinositol glycan anchor biosynthesis, class B. Gene Ontology annotation, biological process: GPI anchor biosynthetic process. Gene Ontology annotation, molecular function: alpha-1,2-mannosyltransferase activity. NCBI's taxonomy places the organism in Eukaryota, Metazoa, Chordata, Actinopteri, Cypriniformes, Cobitidae. Gene Ontology annotation, cellular component: endoplasmic reticulum membrane. The record is from RefSeq and is a predicted model, not a curated record.
CCAAACCCGGAAGUAGAUGUAGUUUUUACGUUGAAAGUGCAAAACAUAUCUGUAAAUACGCUAGGAAAUGGAUUUAAACAAGAUGUAUGAAAAUGCUGCACACUGAAACCUCUGUGAGCUUCGUAUGUAGAGAUGGAGAAGAUUCGCGAGCGCUUUAAACAGAGCAGAUCUUCCUCACGUGAGAAAGUAAAGCUGAGGAAGAGGAGCUCAGUUCUGUACAGCACAGAUGACAUCCAAGCAAACUCACACGGAUCUGUUGGUGUCGGUAUUAUAGUUUUUACGGUUGGGUUUCGCUUACUCAACUGUCUUCUGGUCCAGACCAGCUUUGUACCAGAUGAGUACUGGCAGUCCCUUGAGAUUUCCCAUCGAAUGGUCUUCAAUUAUGGCUAUGAGACUUGGGAAUGGAAGACAGGGAUCCGCGGAUACUCUUAUCCUCUCGUGUUUGCUCUGAUGUAUAAACUCCUCCAUCUGAUCAAUUACGACACCGUUCAACUCUUGGUGUUCGUGCCUCGUGUUUUCCAAGCAUUGCUGUCGGCGUAUGUCGAUGUUACACUGUACCGUCUGAUCCUGCAGUGGGACACUCCUGAUGUUGCAAAAUGGACAUUUUUUUGUCAGCUGUGUUCGUGGUUUACUUGGUUCUGCUGUACUCGGACUCUGACCAACACCAUGGAAACGGUUCUGACCACGCUGGCUCUUUGCUUUUACCCUUUACCAGGAUCCAAAAUGCACAACAGCUGGAAGUAUUUAUCUCUGGUGUCACUGGCUGUUGUUGUUCGGCCCACGGCUUUGAUCGUAUGGAUUCCUCUGCUGUUCUGUCAUCUGUGCUGGGAACAGAACAAAAUUAAAUUUAUUGCACUGCAGUGCCUUCCCAUCGCGGCCUUUACAUUGGGGAUCUCCACUUUGAUCGACUCUGUGUUCUAUGGAAAGUGGACUUUCGUUCAGUGGAAUUUCCUAAAGUUGAACGUACUGCAGAACAUAGCAGAAGUUUAUGGUACACAUCCGUGGCAUUGGUACGUCAGUCAGGGUCUGCUGGUCGUGAUUGGUCCUCAUCUUCCUUUCUUCAUACACGGAUACUCACUGAGUACCAAAAAACACAGAAUCCUCCUGAUAACCAUCAUAUGGACUACAGUGAUAUACAGUUUGCUCGCACAUAAGGAGUUCCGCUUUAUUUAUCCACUCUUGCCAUUCUGUGUUAUUUUUUGUGGCAUGUCCUUAGCGAAGCUUCAGACGUGGAGGAAACCUGCCGCAGUUGUCCUCCUGGUGUCGAAUCUGAUUCCUGCUUUAUAUACGGGUUUGAUUCACCAGCGUGGGACUUUAGAUGUUAUGAGUGACCUACAGCGUCUGUGUGACUUUAACAGAUCUCAGACAAAACCUGAUGUUCUCUUCCUAAUGCCGUGUCACUCCACACCCCUCUACAGUCAUCUACACUGUCCUCUCAAACUGCGUUUUCUGGAGUGUCCACCGGAUCUGACUGGAAACAAACAUUAUGUGGAUGAAGCUGAUAUGUUCUUCAAUGACCCUAUGCACUGGUUGAAAUCUUUCUCCUCUCAGCAGAUGUUACCCACUCAUCUAGUGAUGUUCGACUCUUUAGAGAAGGAGAUCUCUACGUUCCUAUUGGAAAACAGAUAUGCCAAACAAGCCGAAAUAUUUCACACUCAUUUUCCCGAAGGUCGAGUGGGAGAAAACAUCUUCAUUUACGUCAGAGGACCUGAAAUGAGCACUGACUAGUUUUUCUCUUUAUUUUAUUGUUUGAAAAAUCACAGAUACUGUAUAUAAAUCAUUUUGAUUUUGUCUCACACUGUCUCUUUUAUUUCAAAGCAACGCACAAAUUCACAGUUGAGGACAAUUAUUUAUGAAGCAAUGCAAGAGUUUUAUUCUAGAAAAGAAGUGCAAGUUUAAGAGGUUAAGUGCAUUGAAGUUAAUUUACAUUUGCAUCUUAUAGCAGUUUUCCAACAAACGCUCACAGGAAUGUAACUUAGCCAAUGAAAGAAAAAAAGAGCAAAAGUGAUUUCACUAACAAUUGCAGAUUUGAACAAACAAACAAUCCUCUUUUAAUGUGCGUUUUCAAAUAAAACAGUGGUGACACAUACAGUAGCAGCCGAUAGAUUACAAGAAACCACUCCAAAGCCCUGUUAUCUUUAUGACAAUGAGCAUUUUUUAAUUGUACUAUAUGUUGUAUUAUAGGUUUUUAAUGUCAUUAUAAAUCCGAAUGUCAAACUCACUGUGAAUAAUUUUUGGUCCUACAAAUACUGUAUCAUAACUUAAGUUUUUCUCAUAUGUUUUCUUGUAUAAUUUUACUGCCUAAAUGUAUUUGGUGUUCAAAUUCAGGUUUUUGGAUAAUAAACAGUACAUUUUGUAAAAAAUUAAGUAAUUUUUUUCUUCAUAUUUUAAAUAUUCCUCCGACACACUUAAAACUGGGGGAUAUAUCUUCCUAUAAAAUAAUAAUAAUAAUACAUUUUAAAGUGCAGUUUGGAUGCUCAGAUUUAGAAACAGCCAUCACUAUAGUGCAGAAAGAGCUAAAAAAAAAAAACACACACAA